AAGAAUUAAAACAAAUAAAAACGCAUUUUAAUAAAAUCUCACCAUCUUCUUUCUUUAUCUCUCUCUCUCUCAAAGUUAGUAUCUCAGUACCUUUACGCUUUGUCUCUUCUUCUUCUUCAUCUUCUUCUUCUUCUUCUUGGAUUCAAAGAAUGGUUUCAUCAGAUGAUUGGACGAAGUGUGCGAUGAGAGAUGGUGAAGUGGUGGCAGAGCUUUUGGUGACGCUUAAAGAAGCCAAAGUAAUCAAGAAUCCGAUUGUAGCAGCACUCCGGUGGGGAAUCCGGCAGCCACGGUCUCGCUGUCCAAGAAAAGAAGCUGAAUCUAGAUGUAGUCCAAGUACACCACUAUCUUGGAGUGGUGGUUGUGGUGGUUCUUCUUCUUCUCCAUCUGGUUAUGUCGAUGGUUACGAAGCUACUAGUCGUCAAAUCAGUACCGUUGGAUCUAGAUCCAAGGUUCUUGUAACUUCAGAUUUGGAUUUUGAUGUCAAGAGAUUACAGAGGAAAAAGAACAUUGCAUCACUUAGAUCACCAUUCAGCGAGCGAGGCAUCGAAAACGAUAACUUGAAGAGAAUGAAGAUGAAUCAUAGUCAGAAUUUGGCAGAGAAUGAGAAUCGCAAGGCGGAUGGCAAUUUCUUGCUACCAGAUUUGAAUAUAAUGCCAUGUGACGAAAAUAGUGACCAUUUUUCGUCUUUGGGUGUGGAAACAACACUAUAUGGGAUAAGGAUUAUAAGUUGAAAGAAACUCACUUAAUCAUGAGAAGUGUUUUUGAGAAUCUGGUUCGAUCAGAGUAAGCUGAUUUGAUCAUCUUUGGCUCGGCUUUUGAAAAGGGUUCGCGCCACGCAGGAACUCGAAAAGACAAAAGAUCUUCUGUGUAUAAAUUCCUCUCAAGGAAGUUUCCAUUAUGGGGUGGUAUCUAAUUUUCUAUAAAGAUCAUCAACAAUGUGUAAGAUAGAUAAAACAAAGAGAAGAAUAUAAUAAUUUCUGAUUAUUUCUUUGUAGCAAGAACAAAAAUAGAUAUUUUGUAUGAUUAAAUUACCGGACUGGGCCUUUUUCCAGACAAA
This is a messenger RNA of Arabidopsis lyrata subsp. lyrata, 1057 nucleotides long. RefSeq lists its product as uncharacterized. NCBI's taxonomy places the organism in Eukaryota, Viridiplantae, Streptophyta, Magnoliopsida, Brassicales, Brassicaceae. The record is from RefSeq and is a predicted model, not a curated record. The transcript has 4 exons. The coding region runs from base 150 to 731 and encodes 193 amino acids.